CAUUCCUGAAGUUAUUAAAUCACACAGAGCGGAACGUUUCGCGUCUGCGGAAACAAGCGCGGAAGGGAAAGUCGGCAGGAGUGCAGCCCCGGACAGGUUUCACGGUAACACCAGCUGGAUACAUGUGAGUGACAGUGUCGUCGUGGAUACGGAGCGAUGAGGCGGCUGUACAUCGGCGGGUUGAGCCACACAGUCACCCAGAAAGAUCUGAAGGAUCGAUUUGGAAAAUUUGGAGAUGUGGAAGACGUGGAGGUCCGGACCAGGAGGGAUGAUGAGGGUGUUCCUUACAAAACCUUCGGCUACAUUAACAUCAACAUUUCAGACGCUGACCUGAAGAAAUGUUUGACGGUGCUGAACAAAUCCAAAUGGAAAGGAGGAACUCUGCAGAUUGAAACAGCCAAGGAGAGUUUCCUGCACAGACUGGCUGAGGAGCGGCAGGCGGCAGCAGAGCAGCGCCUUCAGCAGCCUGCAGCUGAGGACAAGAGACAGAAGAUGCUGGACUCUCUGAGUAAAGCCGGUGUGGAAAACUUUACCAUGAAGGCUGCAGUGCCGGGGACUGAAAUACCAGGACAUAAGGACUGGGUGGUCAGUAAAUUCGGACGAGUCCUCCCCAUCCUGCAGCUCAGGUGUCAGAAAGGCAGCAAAGCCCGAACCCAAAAGUACGACCCGUCCAAAUACAGCCACAACAUCCGCAAGCUGGACCGCUCCACCGUAGACGAGUCCACUCCAGUCACCCAACUCACCUGGGAGGUGCAGGGAGGGGAUGAUGACAUCAGCAAGAAGAGGCGGGGAGAGUUUCCUCCAUAUGAGCCGCCAAAACGUAAGAAGAGUCGGACAGACAGCUCUCAGAAUGCUGUGGGCAGAAACAGAUUUAAGCAGACAGACGACUCUGUCGGUCACAAUGAGACUCAUCAGUUCACCAACGGAUAUGAACCACCAACCAACCACAGACUGGCUCAGAAGAGGCCGCUGCGUUUUACUGACAGUGAUAUCGACUCAGACGAGGAAAUCUGCAGAAUGGUGGCGUCUCAGAACAGCUCCCAUGUUGCACUGCGGCAGGAAGAGGAGGAGGAUAUCUUGGAAGUGGUCGGACUCGACUACUUAGAGAAGUCUGGGCGUGCUCGUCAGCAGCAGAAAGGAGGUCCAGAUGACGAAGAAGAGAAUGGCUACGACUCUGCAGACACCGAUGAACUCUUUGCAUCGAGAAAACCUCCUCCUCCACAGCAGGAGAGACUGACUGUGCCUACUGAAGCCCACCUCUCAGGAAACGACACAGACGGGAAGAAAAAGACGAAGAAGAAGAGUAAAGCUGGAGAGGAAGAGGACAGUUCAACAGAAGAACACCUCCUCUCUAGGAAACCUUCCUCCACACAGCAGAGAGCAGAGAGUUCUCAGAAGCAAAGCAAGAAGAUGACAGUUCCCACCGUUGUAAAGCCACCUGUCUCACAAUCAGACAGUGAUGAGGAUGAUGAUGAGGAGGACGAAGAUGAGGAGGAGUUAGAAUCAGCUGAUUACAGUUCAGAUUCUGAUUAUGAAGCCAUGUUUUCUAACGCCACCCGUCUGGAGAUUUCUUUUGCUGAUCUAAAGAGGCUAGCUGAAGAGUCCCAGCAGACCCCUGAAACUACAUCUCCCAGCAUCCCCGGCACCUCCUCUGAACAAGAAACUAACCUCACGUCUGGCCCUGCAGAACCACCUGCUCCCAAAAAAGGCACCAUGCCGGACGAGAUCCUCGCUGCCAUCAUGGAGGAGGACAGCAGCGAGGAUGAGCAGAAGAAGAAAAAGAAGAAAAGAAAAGCCGUUGUGUCAGCGCCGCUGCCGGCCUUCCAGGGGACGAGAGCGCUGGGCGAGGGAUCAGAAACACACGAGUGUCAGAGGAGACAGAAAGAGGAGGAGGAGGGAAGAGGAGUUGAGGUUAAAAAACAGAAGCUGGAACACCCAGAAACAGAGAAGAAGACUUCUGAGAGCAGUGAGGAGGAAGAGGAAGAAGAAGAGAGGGAACAACAGGAGAAAAAGGGGGUGGUGAAAAGCAUGACCAGAAAACCUGAGACAGUGUCCUCCUCUAGCAGUGAUGAUGAUGAGGAUGAUGAUGAUGAUGUGGAGGAUGAAGAUAAGGAGGAGUUAGAAUCAGCUGAUUACAGUUCAGAUUCUGAUUAUGAAGCCAUGUUUUCUAACAUCACCCGUCUGGAGAUUUCUUUUGCUGAUCUUCAGAGGCUAGCUGAAGAAUCCCAGCAGACUUCUGAGACUACAGCUCCCAGCAUCCCCGGCACCUCAUCUGAACAAGAAACUGACCUCACAUCUGGCCCUGCAGAACCACCUGCUCAGAAACAGAAGCUGGACUCUGAAGCUCCUCAGCUGAACCACAGAGCAGCUGACAGUAAAACCAGCGGGCAGAAACACACAGACACAGAGAAGAAGACUUCUGAGAGCAGUGAGGAGGAAGAGGAAGAAGUGGAGGAGGAAGAAGAGGAAGAAAUAGAGCAGGAGAAAAAGGGGGUGGGAAAGAACAUAACUGGAAAAACUGAGACAGUGUCCUCCUCUAGCAGUGAUGAUGAUGAGGAUGAAGAGGAGGAGGAUAAGAUGAAGGCUAAUCAGACUGUUCUCACAGUAAAAGCUUCAGCAAAGGCUUCAUCUUCAUCCUCCGGAUCCUCCGCAUCCUCCAGCGAGGAGGAAGAGGAGGAAGUAAAGCAGGCUCCUCCCCGGGUGCCGUUAGGAGCCAAGGAGGAAGAGGAGCGGCAGAGGGAGGCCAACCUGAGGAGGCUGGCUGCCGUCCAGCAGAGGCAGAAAGAGGCUGAAGAACACAAGAAGCUCAUCCAGGGAGCUCUGGCCAACCUGGAUGCUCCAACAGCAGGAGCAGGGAAACACAUCGUCUUUGGCUCUGAUGAUGACGAUGAUGGUGAUGGUGAGGAUAAGAAGCAAAUAACCUCAGAGGUCACUGUGCCAAAGAAGACGCUGUUCCAGGACAGCCAAUCAGAGGACGAGGCCACAGGUGAUGAGGCAGCAGUCAGUAAGAGCGACACAACAAAAGAAAAGGUGCGUCUAAAGCCGUCGGGCCCUCAGCUGUUCAGUGGCAGUGACGAUGAGGAGGAUGCUGAUGAAGAGGAGGAUGGCAGCAGGUUUGACAUCAGACCUCAGUUUGAAGGUCGAUCAGGACAGAAGCUGAUGGAGCUGCAGUCUCGCUUCGGGACAGACGAGCGCUUCCGGAUGGACUCUCGUUUCCUGGAGGAGGAUGAAGAUAAAGAGGAGGAUUCAGAGAAAAAGAAGAGCGUGACGGAGGAAGAGGAGGCACUGGAGGAGGAGAAGAAGAAGAACCUGUCCAUCCUGCAGAGCGUCCUCAGCAGCAGCCAACAAACCUGCAGCAGCAAGACACCCACCAAGGCCAAGAGCUUCAGAGAUGUCUCAGCGCUGCAUUACGACCCCAGCAGAGAGGAACACGCUGCAUUUGAAACCAAAACAGACGAAACCAAGAAGGAGAGCAAGGCGGCCAGGAGGAAGAAGAGGGAGGAGGCUCAGAAGCUUCCAGAGGUUUCUAAGGAGAUUUUCUACGACGUAUCUGGCGACCUGAAGGCUGUGUUUGGUCAGACGAAGGAGGAUGACGUGGCUGGAGAAGACGAGAAGAAGAACUGGGACCAAGAAGAAGAAGAAGAAGAGGAGGAAGGAGGGAAGGACAAGCAGCCGACCCCGCUGUCAUCUCUCCUCUCAGCGGAUCCCAGCAUGGAGGAAGUGGAGUCGUCUGGAUUUAAAUUCUCCUUCUUUGGAGACGACACAGAAACAGGAAGUGGAGAGACAGCGGAGUACAAGAUAGAGAGCAUCCAGGCGCCAAAGGUGUCAUGGCAACAAAACCUUCAUUUCCAGGACAGUAGCUCAGAUGAGGAGGAGGAAGAGAAAGAGGAAGAGGAGGAGCAAAGCAACGUUGUCGCUACAACCACAGAAGAGGAGACUUCCUCAAAGAGAGAUCUAUUCUUCUUCUACCCUGAAGAUGUCAGACUGAAAGAGGGUCCCAGGUUGUUCUGUCGCCCCUCUCAGCUGGAGGAGCAGAGGGAGCAGUGGGAGGAAAGGAGGAGCGAGCUCAAACAGGAGUACCGCAAAAAACACAAGGACGCCCGGAGGAAGCUGAAGUCCUCCCUGAAGAGCUGAGGAUUAUGGGAGGUGAAGUCUCUGUGUUUCAGUUUGCAUCCAAUGUCCUGGACUUAAGAAUCAGCAGGAGCUGACAGGUCACCUCUCCCGUGUUGGUGCCAUUUUGUGCCUCAGACUAAUUUCAACAGCAGGAAUGACACCAAAUAAAUGGCAGCUGAAGACGCAGACAUCAAGUGAAAGUUCAGGAUCAUCAGAGUAUCGGAUUUAUAUUUUUAUAUAAGUAAAUACUGUGAUAUUUUGUGGUCUUUUGGUUCAUCUGGUUUGGUUUUCUCAUCAGUUGCCGUGGAAACAAUGCUGCAAAUGAACUUGCGGACAAUGAGCAGCAGCAGCAGCAGCAGCCAAUCACAACUUCAGAGGGCCAAACAACAAAUAAACAAAGAAAAUGGUCAAAUUAAAAGAUAAUUAAGUUCACAAACAGUAAACUAAAAAACAAAAAUAACCAUUAAAUAUGAAAAAAAUAUAUUCCUUUCCUGGUUGCCUUUGCUUCAUCCAUUAAUUCAUAUGUAUAUUUAUGUGGCAAGUGUGUUCACUGUUUCUUUUUAUUUUGGUUUUGUUUUUACAUUUUAUGAGGUUUGAAUAUGAAGAAACUUAUUAAGUUUCUGGGAAUAGGAAUACACUGCAUGUCCAGUUUAUCAGGUCCAGCUAGCUUAAACCAAUGCAGUCCAAAUACAAGAAGUGCCUCCUCCAUGAAGGUUAUAAUGUUCAGUUUUUUGAAGAGGGAUUGAUUCAAGUUAUUGUUUAUUUUGGAGGCUGUAGUUUGUUCCAAUGCAAAGCUUAUUCAUAUAAUUUUUGACAAGUUGUGAUGUUUAUUUAAAAGCAGUAGUGUCACCCA
Epinephelus moara (kelp grouper) is the source of this 4966-nucleotide messenger RNA. RefSeq names its product nucleolar protein 8 (gene nol8). Gene Ontology annotation, molecular function: RNA binding. The coding region runs from base 157 to 4134 and encodes 1325 amino acids. The record is from RefSeq and is a predicted model, not a curated record. The transcript has 18 exons. Lineage: Eukaryota; Metazoa; Chordata; Actinopteri; Perciformes; Serranidae.